Messenger RNA from Nakaseomyces glabratus, 2955 nucleotides. It is a transcript of the gene SWI3, whose product is annotated as Swi3p. Lineage: Eukaryota; Fungi; Ascomycota; Saccharomycetes; Saccharomycetales; Saccharomycetaceae. Gene Ontology annotation, biological process: positive regulation of DNA-templated transcription. Gene Ontology annotation, molecular function: DNA binding; histone binding. The record is from RefSeq and is a predicted model, not a curated record. Gene Ontology annotation, cellular component: SWI/SNF complex.
AUGGACUUUGACAUGGACGUGGACCUGUUUGGCGAUAACGACGGGAACGACGGGAACGACGCGCAGGACUACUCGGUGUACGAGAGCGCUGACGAGAAGUCUCGGAUCAAGACGUCUUCGCCGGGGGAAGCUGAGGAUGCACAUGAGGAUGCUGGUGAUGCCGCUGGUGAUACCGCUGGUGAUGCCGCUGGUGAUGCGCCAGGUAUACUAGAUUUUGAGCCAGAGCACAAAGUAUCGGAACAGGAAUCUGAGGCACCUGAAAAAGAGGCUGUGGAUGUAACAGAAAUGGAAGCACAAGAACCGGCAGAUGUGACAGAACCUGUAUCAUCUAUAUCACAACCCACUGAGGUUAAGUCAGACACAGACCCUAACAAAGAUAAGACCGAUGCGGAACAACCAAUCGAAGACAAUCUAAAAGCAGAACAACUUACAGAUGAUAAACAAGAACUAGAACAACCAAUCGAAGAAAAGCUAGACGCAGAACAGUCAAUCGAAGACAAUCUAAACUCAGAACAACCUACGGAUGAUAAACAAGAAGUAGAACAACCAAUCGAAGACAGUCUAAACGCAGAACAACCUGCUGAAAAUAAACCAGAAGUAGAACGGCCUACUGAAGACAAGCAGGACUCAGAACAACCUAACGAUAAUAAAUCAGAUGUAGAAUUACAAGAUGAUGCUACAGAAUUGCCAACUGGUCGAGAGAUUUCUAAUGAACAACCAAUUGAAGAUAGGGCUGAUGAACAACCAAAUGAGGAAAGGGUCUCUGGUGAUGACGGAAAUGAAUUUAAGGCUUCCGAUGAGUUACCAAAUGAGGAAAAAGUUUCAGAUGAUUCAAUAAUUCAGGAAAAAGCUUCUGAUCAACAAAUUACAGAAGGAAUUGUCUCUGAUCAACAAAUUUCCAAGGACAAACCUACUGAUGAGCAAGCUCAGGACGAGAUUACCGAUGGACAACUCCAGUCCAAAGUUACUGAUGACCAAAUAAGUCAAGACAUGACUUCCUCUGAACAGCCAUCCCUUGGACAUGUAUCACAUGAGCAGCAUAUUGAUGGGCCAGCUUCCACUCAACUACCCACUAAAGAAGAUAUAACUCAAGAGCACACUAACGAAAGUACUUCUCAUGUACACGGCAUCACAUCCAAUGAGCAGCCUAAAGAGCAUUCACCCACAGAGGAAUUACCUACUCUAGAGAUAUCUAAUGGAUUGCCCAUUGAAAAGCCCUCUGAUGAAAAACUCUCAGGUGAAAACCCUGUUGAUGAAAUACCUGGGCAGGAUAAAAAUGUACAAGACCAUACUACAGAAGAUGUCAAGAUGCAGGAUGGAAUAGAGUCACCAAAUGAUUUAUUAAAAGAAGAAAAGGAUGAAGCACAGUUAACAGGGUCUCCGGCCACUGAAGGAGAACAGGCAUCAAAUGAUUCAGAAUAUGCUUUAAUCCAGACACAUGAAAUUGUGAUACCAAGUUAUUCCAAAUGGUUUGACUUAAGAAAGAUACAUGAGAUUGAAAAGAAGUCCCUGCCAGAGUUUUUCACUAACAGGAUUCCUUCCAAAACUCCUCAAGUAUAUUUAAAGUACAGAAACUUCAUGGUAAAUGCAUAUAGAUUGAAUCCAAAUGAAUAUUUUACGGUGACAGCUGCAAGAAGAAAUGUUUCUGGUGAUGCUGCUGCGUUGUUCAGAAUACACAAAUUUUUAACUAAGUGGGGUAUUAUAAACUAUCAGGUGGAUGCUAAAGUAUUACCCAAGAAUGUUGAACCUCCUUUUACUGGUGAUUACUCUACGAGACAUGAUGCUCCUCGUGGAUUGUUCCCAUUCGAAAGUUAUAAACCAUCUGUUCAACUACCAGAUAUGGCAAAGUUGAAGAAGAUGAUGGAUGUGAAUGACUCAGAAAGUGCACUGUACAGAUAUCUAAAAGAAGAGAAAAGAAAAUUUAUAGAAGGCAAAAUCGAAAAUAGUGUGCACCACAAACAACAUACAAAGACUGAGGUGAAGAAAGAGAAUCAAGAUGAAAAAAAUACAGAAUCUACAGAACAACAAACAGCUCCGGCUCACCAUGAGGGCCAAGAACGUAGUAGUUUAAAAAGGUCUAGUGAGGCAAUCUUCAAUGAAGAGCAUAAGUUGAAGAAACCAAAGAUUUUGGAUCACACAGACGAGGAAUGGAGCAGAGAAGAUUUGCAAAAACUACUGGAUGGUAUGCAAAAACAUGGUGUAGAUUGGUACAAAGUGGCUUCUGAGAUUGGUAAUAAAACACCAGAACAAUGUAUUCUCAAGUUCCUUCAGCUACCUAUCGAAGACAAAUUUUUAUACAACGGUGAAGGUGGUAAAGAUUUGGGCCCUAUCAAAUUUGCUCCUCAUUUGCCUUUCUCUAAGAGUGAGAACCCUAUCUUAUCGACAAUUGCAUUUUUAGUAGGUAUGGUUGAUCCUCAGAUAGUGAAGAAUAUGACCAGCAGAGCUAUACAACGGAUUGAAGACGUUCAUGAACAGAAUCUAAAAAAUACGAAGAGUGACGCAAAAGAAGGCUCUGAGAUUGCCAUUGCAUCCCUGGGCGUACGCUCUGGUGUUUAUGCCAACAAUGAGGAGAAACAUUUACACGCUCUCUCCCAUGAAUUAGUACAAAUCCAAUUACAAAAACUAGAUUCUAACCUAGAAUUACUAAAUCAAAUGGAGAAGAGUUUUGAUCUUGAAAAGAGAAUGUUGGAGAAACAACAGGAGUCCUUACUUCUGCAGAGACUCCAGAUAGCCAAGAAUGCGAGAUCGGUCAUGGAGAUAGCGACCAAGAUUCUAGAAGAUGCAGAUGAUAAGGAGGCUCUAAAGAAGGAUCUAGAAGUAAUCAGGGACCAUGUAAUGGACCCACCUACGCCAUCUUUGGCUACGCCAGGUGAUUCAAAGUCAUCUACAGAGCCUAAGGAGGUCAAACCGGUAUCCAUCGAAGUACCACAGUACUACAGAUACUGGUCAGCAUAA